Molecule: messenger RNA, 1865 nt
Organism: Solea senegalensis (Senegalese sole)
Lineage: Eukaryota; Metazoa; Chordata; Actinopteri; Pleuronectiformes; Soleidae
Product: b(0,+)-type amino acid transporter 1
Exons: 6
Coding region: 286-1812 (508 amino acids)
Biological process (GO): amino acid transmembrane transport
Cellular component (GO): membrane
Molecular function (GO): L-amino acid transmembrane transporter activity
Source: RefSeq, a predicted model, not a curated record
UUAACUUUUCUACUGUGACAAUCAUCAUUGUCUUGUUGUAUGUUGAUCUUAUUGGGCAAUCGCUCCUUCCACUCCCACAAAGAUGUUUUAUUUUCGACUUGUCAUACAUCCUAUUUUAUUUAUCACAGGUAAACAAGGCAGGAGAGUUACUAUAAAUUGUACAAUACACACAUAAUAUAAGAAAAGAUCCUAAUCAGAGGUGGGCAAACCACAGUGAAGUUAAUUUUAAAUUUAAAUCACCUACAAUAAACACUUUACAGACCCAUAACCUGUUUAUAAUCAUCUAUGAUAUGUGACUCGCUUUGUCCUCAUUAUCUGAAUACUUCUUUGCCCGAGUGUCUGCUCUCGUUCGUUGCCUGGAUUUUGUUCCCUCUGCUUAGCGUAGCAAUGGCGGACAAACGACCGGAAGGUGUGAGAAUGAAACGAGAAAUCGGGCUCGUUGGCGGCAUAACGUUUAUUUCGGGAUCGAUGAUUGGAUCUGGUAUAUUCAUGUCCCCACAGUUUUUACUGGCCUAUGUGGGAAGCCCUGGAGCCAGUCUGCUGAUCUGGGCUCUGUCAGGAGUUGUAGCUAUGUUUGCAGCACUGUCCUACGCAGAGCUCGGCACCAUCAUUCCUGAAUCUGGUGGAGAGUUCAUCUACAUUCUGAGAAUAUUUGGCUCGUUCCCUGCUUUCUUUGCCGCAGUCACGUUUACCCUGGUUGUGAAGCCAUUUGGCGCUUCGGCAAUGGCAAUGAGCAUUGCAGAAUAUGCCACGGCACCUCUUUACAUAGACUGCCCUCCUCCACAGCAGGUGGUCAAGUGUGUGGCUGCUGUGGCUAUUCUGGUUGUUUCCAUAGUCAAUUGUUUGAAUGUCCGCGUCGCUGUCAGAAUCCAGGUGGUCUUCCUGGUGGCCAAAGUAGUGACAUUGACACUCAUAGUAAUCGGAGGGGUAGUCGAGCUCACCCACAGCAGUGCUGUCAUCGUAGAAAAUCUGAACGUUGAGAAUGCAUUUAAAGGGACCCAGGUCUCUUUGAGCACUCUAGGCAUGGCUUUUUAUCAAGGACUCUGGUCUUAUUCUGGUUGGAACAACUUGAACUAUGUUAUAGAGGAGCUGAAGAGACCAGAGGUCAAUCUCCCAAGGGCUGUUGUGAUAGCCAUUUCUCUGGUGACGGGCUUGUAUCUGCUGGUGAAUGUGAGCUAUCUGACGGUAAUGACGCCUAAAGAGCUCAUGUCCUCCAACGCAGUAGCAGUUACCUGGGGGAAUAAGGUGUUAGGCAGCUGGGGGUGGAUCAUGUCUGUGGCUGCAGCAUUGUCUGCUUUUGGUUCACUGAACGGCACCUUCUUCAGUGGAGGUCGCGUGUGCUUUGUUGCUGCCAGAGAAGGACAUAUGCCAGACAUUCUUUCCAUGGCUCACGUGCGCAGACUGACUCCGUCCCCAGCUCUGAUCUUCACCACCAUCAUCUCUCUGGUGGUGCUGAUCCCUGGAGACUUCCAGAGUAUCGUCAACUACUUCAGUUUCACUGCCUGGUUUUUCUAUGCCAUCACCAUGUGUGGACUCCUCUAUCUCAAGAUAAAGAAGCCAGAACUUCCGAGGCCAUACAAGGUUCCCAUUAUACUCCCCAUCCUGGUCCUUGUCGCAGCAGUAUUCCUUGUGCUGGCCCCCAUCAUAGAUAAUCCUCAGAUUGAAUACCUCUAUGUAUCUUUAUUUAUUUUCAGUGGAAUCCUUGUCUAUAUACCCUUCAUUCAUUACAAGCUCUGCCCAGGCCUGUUGACAAAGUUAACAUUAUUCCUGCAGCUGUUCUUAGAGGUCGCCCCGGCAGACAAAAACCUGUAAUUUUGUAGGUGUUGUGCACCUGCGUGAUGUGAUAUAAAACAUUAAGAAGCCUC